AUGCCUGACGUAGGGGUAAAGCCGGUCAAGCUCGCUCUUCUGCUGUGCGACACACCCGUGCCCGCCGUGCUCAAAUCACGCGGGACGUAUCUCGACGUCUUUCGUGAUCAACUACAACGAUCGAAACCCGAUGCGUCCUUCCCCUUUACGCUCGACGGCUUUGACGUCGUCAACGAGCAGGUGUACCCAGACCUGGAUGAGGGAUACACGGGUGUGCUGAUUUCCGGGUCGAAGUACUCCGCAUACGACGAUGAUCCGUGGAUUGCCAAACUGGUGGAGUGGGUAAGAUAUGUAGCUACGAGGAGGGACGAGGUCAAGUUAAUAGGUAUAUGCUUUGGACACCAAAUUGUUGCCAGAGCGCUAGGUGGAGAAUGUGUGCCGAAUGAUGGACGAUGGGAAGUCGGAACAACGGACAUGGAGUUGACGGAUAUUGGGAAAGCCGUCUUUAACACAGAUAGAUCAAUGCUUCCUAUUCAACAAAUGCACCGCGAUCACGUCCCGGCAGUCAUGCCUUCCUUCCACUUGCUCGGUUCCACUGCCGUCAGCCCUGUUCAAGGCCUCGUACGACUAUAUCCAAAUAGCUCUUUAGUACCCGGACUACGCCCAGAAGAUGUUCAUAUCUUAACCGUCCAAGGCCACCCAGAAUUCACUUCCGACAUUGUCGAUGCUAUUAUCGAUGUGCGAGAGCAGAAUGGCGCGAUGAACGCUGACGUUGUACGGGAGGGCCGUGACCGUUCGAAAAGGGCUCACGAGGGAACCGGAAUUAUUGGAAGGGCUUUUUGGAGAAUUCUGUGUGCGAACACGAAGGCCGGAUCCAAGAUUGACCAAGCAUGA
Molecule: messenger RNA, 834 nt
Organism: Fomitiporia mediterranea MF3/22
Lineage: Eukaryota; Fungi; Basidiomycota; Agaricomycetes; Hymenochaetales; Hymenochaetaceae
Product: class I glutamine amidotransferase-like protein
Exons: 3
Coding region: 1-834 (277 amino acids)
Cellular component (GO): nucleus; cytosol
Source: RefSeq, a predicted model, not a curated record